Mytilinidion resinicola is the source of this 1901-nucleotide messenger RNA. RefSeq names its product terpenoid cyclases/Protein prenyltransferase. Gene Ontology annotation, molecular function: protein farnesyltransferase activity. Gene Ontology annotation, biological process: protein farnesylation. Gene Ontology annotation, cellular component: protein farnesyltransferase complex. The transcript has 5 exons. The record is from RefSeq and is a predicted model, not a curated record. NCBI's taxonomy places the organism in Eukaryota, Fungi, Ascomycota, Dothideomycetes, Mytilinidiales, Mytilinidiaceae. Bases 141 to 1589 code for a protein of 482 amino acids.
CUGGGGAACAGUACUAGCGACACCAGCGCUGCGAGCAGAAAGCGGCGUAGCACAACUACUCAUUGUCCGCCAGCCACAAGCAGAUGCCCAUCCUCAUUCCUUUGAGGAAGAAGCGUCGAGGCGUGCACUUUAGACCUGCCAUGGCCACCCCGCAAGCUCCUUCCCAGUCACCCUCCGCCAGACUGCAGGAACUUCUCACCACAUCACAACGAAUCGAAGAGCUCUCUGAUUCUGAAGGCUUCGAAGACGCAAUGGAGCCCGCGUCCGCACAAGCACCGCCUUCGUUUCCGAAGCUGCAGAUGUUUACUUCGCCGUUGCGGGAUGAGUUGGUGACCGACAGCUCCGCGAUUGAAGCCGAGACGUUGGACGACAUACUGCCAUUCCUUGAGGACAAUCCGUACGACUUCGAGCUGAACUCCUUCGGUGUACCGAAGCUGCAGCGCGCCCAGCAUGUCGCAUUUCUCCGCAGAGCACUGGGCAACUAUCCGGCGCAGUUUGCUGCUAUGGAUGCUGCCCGGCCUUGGCUUCUUUAUUGGAGCUUGCAAGGCCUGACAUGUCUUGGAGAGGACGUCUCCGAGUAUCGCGAACGUGUAACGUACACUUUCUCAGCAGCUCAGCACCCCAUGGGCGGCUUCGGAGGCGGCCACGGCCAACUCCCGCAUCUGGCAGGUUCAUACGCCGCAGUUCUCAGCUUGGUCAUCGUCGGCGGUAAAGAAGCAUACGACAUGAUAGACCGAAAGGCCAUGUGGCACUAUCUAGGCAACAUGAAGCAACCCGACGGCGGCUUCACCAUGGCUCCCGGCGGCGAAGAAGACGUCCGUGGCGCUUUCUGCGCAAUGGUCAUCUUGACCCUCCUCAACCUCCCUCUGGACCUCCCACCAACAUCACCCGCCAAAAUAAAAGGCGACGAAACGUUCCUCACCAAGCUUCCCGAAUGGAUAUCGCGCUGCCAAACCUUCGAGGGCGGCAUCGGCGCUGCCCCUACUAACGAAGCCCACGGCGGCUACGCUUUCUGUGCCCUAGGAUGCCUUGCCCUCAUCGGCUCUCCUAAAGAAAUGCUACACAAGCAUCUCGACGUCCCCGCAUUGUUGUCCUGGCUUGCGAGCCGGCAAACGCAGCCAGAGGGCGGUUUCCAGGGGCGGACGAACAAGCUCGUAGAUGGGUGCUACAGCCACUGGGUCGGCGGGUGCUGGGGGAUCGUCGAGGCGGCCGUGCAAGGGAGUAACGAUGGCGUGGGGGCGAGGCUGUGGCGGAGGGAGGACCUGGUCCGAUAUAUUCUUGCGUGUUGCCAGGGGCAGAAGGGGGGGCUGAGAGAUAAGCCUGGGAAGCACCCAGACGCCUACCACACCUGCUAUAACCUCGCUGGUCUGAGCGCGGCGCAGCAUCGGUACGUGUACGACUAUGAGAAAAGCACUGGAGCUGCUGCUGCGCCGUUGAGUGCGGCGUUCAAUUGGACGGUGGCGGACGUAGUCGAGGAGGAGGGGAAGAUCUGGGACGAAGACGACACGGUCAAUAUUAUCCACCCGGUAUUUGUCGUUCCGUGGGGACAGGCGGAGGCGGUGAGAAAGUACUUUGAGGAAAAGGCUUAGUUUUGAGGAAUGGGUUGUUGAGAGAGAAGGGACAGCAACACUAAGUAAUAAAAAAGGUAGAGGGUCUCACUUUCCUGUUCACAGCUUUACAAAUUGGUGACGUGCGAGGAAUGAUCCAUCUUUUAUCCAAAGCUGAUGAUAGGAUCAAUCCAAAGCCUUUCAGCGACUCGUUCUCAAUGAUAAGAAAUAAGACAUGAAUCGAGUUUGCGACGAAAAACUCAAUGGGCUUGAGUAUGUAGAGACUUGGUUCCUAGGCAUUUCCCCGCCCUGCAUAAAAUUCUAGUCAAAACACCUCGUCUGGUCUCAUCUAUC